UGUCACAAAAGUGACGUGGAAUCGAACAGAUUUUGCUCUUUUUCGGUGAUAGGGUAUAUUACUUACUUGCAUUCCCUUUAAGCUUCGUCAUCGAACGGUUGUCAGAUCGUUAUUUUCAGAAAUAAUAAUGAUUUAGUAUGGCGGAGAAGUUGAGUUGUCAGUGAACCCGAUGAGCUUUCGCAGUCCGUCAACAGCACAUUUGCAGUUACAUCGAGUAAAUGUUUUGAUUCUUCAGGUUUCAACACUGUGACACAGGUCAUAAUGGGGUCACCAAAGACCGGCAUAUACAUCAUCCAGGGGGAGAUAAACCUGGUGGUGACUGCCAUGCGAAGAACAUCACGGUGGUCCACUCAUAGUCAUCAGGAUGAUGAUCAAGAUCCUCUGUUGUCCAGUUUCUCCCAGCUUAAAGAUGUUCUAAACAAUAUAUCAGACUUGGAUGACCUGGAACCUAAUGCCUUUCUCAGCCCAUUCCUGGAGGUGAUUCGUUCAGAAGAUACCACUGGACCAAUCACAGGGCUUGCUCUCACAUCUGUGAAUAAAUUCCUUUCUUAUGGCUUAGUCUGUCCUGGCAGUGAGAGUACGGCAGCCGCUAUAGAGAAUGUUGCUGAUGCGGUGACCCAUGCCAGGUUUGUGGGCACAGACCCCAGCUCUGACGAGGUUGUCCUUAUGAAGAUAUUACACGUGUUGAGGACUUUGCUGUUGACACCAGCUGGAGCUCAGUUAACCAAUGAGUCCGUCUGUGAAAUCAUGCAGUCUUGCUUCAGAAUCUGUUUCGAGACAAGACUUAGUGAGUUGUUGAGGAAGUCAGCAGAACAUACACUAAUGGAUAUGGUACAACUGCUCUUCUCUCGUCUGCCACAAUUUAAAGAGGAUCCAAAAUGGACAGCGAAUAUGAAAAAGCUGAAGAUGAGAGCAGGAGGUGUUGACCCAUCCAGAGUCUCCAAAAAGAAGAGGUCCCCUAAGCCAAAGCCAAAACGUAGCCAGCAUGUGCCCCCUACCCCUGAAGAACCCCAACCUUUGCCCUCUGACCCCAGUCAAUCAAGCAACCAACCAGAAACGCCAACUACCUCUGAUGAUCCCUACAUGGCAGAUAUUACUAUAGCAACUACCCCAGUGGCCCCUGGUCAUUCUGUCAUUGAUAUCACCAAGUCAUUCCAGGAGCGUUCUGAGAAAGAAGAAGCUGAGAAUAAAGCAGAGGAAGGAAAAUUAGAAAACGAUACAGCAGGAGAUGGGGAAGUAAGAGAGGAAGCCCCAGAUGAUCAGAAUAUUAGUCAGUCUGCAAGGGAGAGCGUGACAAGGGAGACAACUGGAGGACAGCCACCAUCUCCAGACCCUGGAGGGCAUGUUGUCCUGGAGAUUCCAGAAACAGAUGAUAAUUUAAAGAAAAGUUCUAGUGAGACUGAGCUGAACCUGGAGGCUGACCAGGUGAGCUGUCCGUCAGAGAUCGGGGACGACUCAGAGUCAGUCCACUCGGCUGCAGACCACUCUGACUCCGCCCACGAGGAGUACAUCAGCUCACGGGGAGUCAGGUUUACCUCACAACAACAUGUCAGAGAUGGGUCAGGUCCCCUGAUUCCCUAUGGCCUGCCGUGCGUGAGGGAGCUGUUCCGCUUCCUCAUCUCCCUAACUAACCCUCUGGACAGACACAACACAGACGUAAUGGUCCAUAUGGGCCUCAGUCUGCUAACAGUUGCCCUGGAGUCUGGGGCAGACUAUGUGAGCAGCUUUAACUCCCUACUCUAUCUGGUCAAGGAUGAGAUGUGCAGGAAUCUCUUCAUGUUGAUGCAGUCUGAACGACUGUCACUCUUUGCUGCUGCCAUUCGGGUUUGUUUCCUGUUGUUUGAGGCACUUCGAAGCCACUUAAAAUUUCAGCUGGAGAUGUACCUGACCAAGCUGAGUGAGAUCAUUGUGUCAGAAGGCCCUAAGGUUUCGUACGAGAUGAGGGAGAUAGCCCUGGAGUCUGUGGUUCAACUGUGGAGGAUCCCUGGUCUUGUCACAGAGCUCUUCAUCAACUACGACUGUGAUCUUUACUGUUCUAAUGUGUUUGAGGAUCUCACCAAGCUCUUGUCAAAAAAUGCCUUCCCUGUGUCUGGUCUGUUCACCACACACCUACUGUCCCUGGAUGCCCUGCUGACAGUGGUGGAUAGUAUAGAACAGCACUGCCAUAGCAGGAUCCUCAACACGACCAAGCUGGCCAGUGAGGCUGAGGGCAGGGUCAAUGACGGCCCACCCAUCCGUCCCCAGGGAGAAACUAAGUGGGACAGCUAUAUGGGCAUGAAUGACGCGGACCCAAAGAUUGAGAGUGACGGGGUACAGGUGCCCCCGACCACAGGUUACUGUAUGGCACAGAAACUCAUCCACAACAGAGAUGCUGCAGAUUUAAAUGGAAAAGGGGGAAAGCUGAGAGACAGUCGAAGAGGUCCCCAGAUAAAACCUAAUCGACAAAGAGUCUCAAAUAAAAUUCCAACCUUGGAUGAAAUUGCUGCACUCAAGCAUAAGAAAAAGUUGUUGCAAGCUGGGGCAGAACAGUUUAACAUUAAACCAUCAAAGGGCAUUGCCUUCCUUCAAGAAAACCGGCUACUGUCUACCCCACUGGACCCCGUGGAAGUUGCGCACUUCCUCAAGGAAAACCCCAGAAUUGACAAGAAAAUGAUUGGAGAAUAUAUCAGUAACAGGAAAAAUCCUCAGGUCAUCGAAGCAUUUGUCAAAUCCUUUAACUUUGAGGAGUGUCGUGUUGACGAGGCCCUCAGGAUGUACCUGGAAACCUUUCGUCUUCCCGGAGAGGCACCUGUUAUAUCCUAUCUCAUGGAGCAUUUCUCAGAACACUGGCAUAAAAGCAAUGGUGAACCAUUUGUGAAUGUGGAUGCAGCAUUUACCUUAGCAUAUGCAGUCAUCAUGUUAAAUGUUGAUCAACAUAACCAUAAUGUCAGGAAACAGAAUAUACCAAUGACUGUUGAGCAAUUUAAGAAAAACCUGAAGAAUACAAAUGGAGGGCUGGAUUUUGAAGAUGACAUGCUGGAAGAGAUAUAUACAGCCAUAAAAGGAGAUGAGAUUGUCAUGCCCUCAGAACAUGUGGGUCUAGUCAGGGAAAACUAUUUAUGGAAGGUGCUUUUGCGGCGAGGAGCGUCAAAAGAAGGCGUCUUUCUUCAUGCACCCACAGGCUCUUUUGAUCACGAACUGUUCAGCAUCAGCUGGGGUCCCACUGUUGCAGCGCUGUCAUUCGUGUUUGACAAGAGUUUAGAUGAGAGUAUAAUAGGAAAAGCCAUAUCAGGCUUUAGGAAAUGUGCAAUGAUCUCAGCUCACUAUGGUGUUAGUGAUGUGUUUGAUAACCUGGUCAUAUCUCUGUGUAAAUUUACUACACUUCUCAGCUCAGUGGAGUCCCCAGAAAACAUUCCAGUGUCAUUUGGAAACAACCUGAAAGCUCAGCUGGCCUGCAGAACGGUGUUUGGCCUGGCUCAUCGUCAUGGUGAUAUACUCCGGGAGGGAUGGAAGAACAUCCUGGACUGUAUGUUGCAGCUGCUGAGGGCCAAACUCUUACCCAAAAUUCUCACAGAGGUGGAAGACUUUGUUGACCACAGUAGAAUAAGUAUCGUCAGAGAGGAAUCGCCAUCACAAAGAAAUGAGUCUGGUGUUCUCAGCUCUUUCUACUCCUACUUCACCAUGUCUGAGCCAGCCAAUCAGAAAGCCCCAUCUGCAGAGGAACAAGAAGCCAUCAGAUUGGCUCAUAACUGCAUCAAAGAUUGUCACUUAGAACAACUUGUUCAGGAGAGCAAAUUUUUAAGAGAGGAAUCCUUGCAAGAACUUGUGAAGGCACUGAUAUUUGCCUCACAAGGCCCUGAGGGUCACAACAAUAACUCCAUGGGAACAGCCUUUGACGAGGAUGCUGCUGUCUUCUACCUGGAGCUUCUCAUCAAAGUUGUACUGCAGAACAGGGAUCGUGUUGGUCCAGUGUGGCAGGGUGUGCGAGAUCACCUCUAUAGUCUGAUUGUGAAUGCCAGUGAACACACAUUCCUGGUGGAGAGGGCCAUUGUAGGAUUACUUAGACUGGCCAUACGUCUACUGAGGAGAGAAGAGAUUGCAUCAGAGGUGUUAACAUCUCUGAGGAUCCUGUUGCUGACAAAGCCUGCUGUGAUCCAUGCCAUGUCAAGACAGGUUUCCUCAGGCCUUCAUGACUUACUGAGGACAAACGCAGCAAACAUCCACUCCACCCAGGACUGGUGUUCCCUGUUCAUUCUGCUUGAGGUGGUAGGGGCUGGCUGUAACCCCCCACCUCUCAGACAGGUCUAUCCAGGGGUGGAUGUCUCGGAAACUAUAUCAGAUGCAGGUGCACAGAGUGACAGUGAAGUGGUGGAGACUGUUCACUCUGGGGAGGGUCAAGAGAGGGGGUACACGUCUGACAGUGAGCUGUAUGACCGGGAGAGUCACCAGAGACAUCAUCGUGCCCCCACAGAGCUGGAGGUCAAGCCUGUCCCUGGACAUGGCAGCUGGCUAUUGGUCAACCGAGAUGAGAUAACCCCUCCCCAGUCUAAGAGGUCUAUGCUGGUCAACCAGUACAGUAUAGCCCUGAAUGAAGAGCUACAGACCACAGAUUCCAAGUCACUCCUCAAGUCUUGUGAGACACUGGCCUUCCUGGUGCGAGACGCUGCCCAUGUGACUCCUCACAACUUUGAGAGCUGUGUUCACACCAUCAGGACAUUUGUAGAGGCCAGUCUUAAUGGAGGGCGAACCAAACCUUCAGUAACAAAGAGUUCAAGUAUGAGGGAAAAAAGACACAAAAAGAAGAAGGAGAGUAGGAUGAAGAAAUCGCAGUCGUCUCCGAGUCACCUGUCUAACCUGUCUGAUGACGAGGAAGGGGACAACACCACAGCUGCUCUUCAUUCACUCUCUAUACAGCUGUUGGACCUGAUGCACACUCUCCACACAAGAGCAGCUUCCAUAUUUAGCUCUUGGGCAGCUGAGGGGAAAAAUGGCACAGAGGGGAUAGAUGCGGGGACAAGUACACUGUGGGCAAAGUGCUGGUGUCCUCUCUUACAAGGAAUCGCUCGUUUGUGUUGUGAUGCUCGUCGUCAGGUGAGAAGUCAGGCCUUGACUUACCUACAAAGGGCGCUGUUAGUCCACGACCUUCAGACACUGUCAGCCAUGGAGUGGGAGUCCUGCUUUAACAAGGUGUUGUUCCCGUUGUUGACACAGCUGUUAGAGAACAUUAACCAGGACGACCCAACAGGUAUGGAGGAGACCAGGAUGAGAGCCUCCACCCUCCUCUGUAAGGUAUUCCUCCAGCACCUGAGCCCUUUGCUGUCUCUCAGCACCUUCACAGCUCUAUGGUUAACCAUCCUAGAGUUCAUGGACAAGUACAUGCAUGCAGACAGAAGUGAUCUACUGUGUGAGGCCAUCCCCGAGUCCCUCAAGAACAUGCUGUUAGUGAUGGAUACUGCAGGGAUUUUCCAGACUGUGGAUGGGGUGGAGUCCAAACUGUGGAAAUUAACCUGGGACAGGAUAGACACAUUCCUGCCAAACCUGAAGGGGGAGCUGUUCAAACCCAGGAUGACAGAUACACGCAAAACAGCAGCGGUGUCAGAAGUGGGACAGUCUGCUGUUACACCUGAGGGUGCCCAGCCAGCAGCCACUUCCACUUCACCAUCAGCCUCCCCUACCCCUGACAUUCAGACUGUCAAUGGCUCCACGGCUCCAGACAGCCAAGAGGCCGUGAGACCCGGCAGCCCAUUAGAAGUGGAGAGCCCACCUACAUCAGCAUACAUUCUGCACCCUCCACUCCCCUCAGUGGGCUCAAGAACAACCACCUCUCCCAUCCCCUCGGGCUGCACACCCUCUCAGACCGUUCCCAUUCUUCUUAACCCAGACAUAAUGCAGAGCACAGCCAUUCCAUUCAUCUCACCACAGAGCACUCCAGAACGACCAACGAAUAUGGUGAAUGACAACUAAUGAAGGACAUCUUAAUACAUGCACUAAAUUAAUCCAACCAGGACUAUUGUUACACGCGUCCUGAAACAGAUCACCAGUUAGAGUACAGAGCCUUGAAAUGGUUUAGGAUUGUUAUUAAUAUGUGGGUUGACGUGCCCAUUGUUAUGUAUAAUUUUUAUGUUGUUUGUAUAGUGUGUUAAAAUUAUUUUCCUAAAAAAAUCAAGAACCAUACAUCAAUAACUCAGUAAUAUCAAGUGGCUAUUAUACUGAUAGGUUUUAAAACAGUGUUGGCCUGCAUUCAUGAUUUCUGGUGUCAUUCUGUAUUUACAAGGGUAUAGAGAGUAAGUCUGUUCUCAUGUGUGCUGAAAUUGAGUGCUCUUGUGUUUAUUGUUCUUCAACCUGUCCAAGGGGCACAAAAGCUGAGUACUUCAUUAUUUAUACAGGAUAUAAUAUUACAAUGCUUUGAAGAAAUUGACUAGAACAAUUUAUUCAUCACUUUACAUAAUGCCUUUAUUGGCAUCUGUCAGUUUAGAAAAUGUCGCGCUGUUGGGGUUUAGUUCCUCAUCUAGAAUACGUGCACUCUUGGUUUAAUGAUGUUUGUCAUGGAUCGUGUGCCAGUUGUUCAAAAGUGUAUUAAGUCAAGCCCUGAUUAAAUUUUCAUACUGGUCAUUGCCUGAUACAAAAAUACAAAUGGUAAUUUUAGGGUCAAGUCUGAAGUAAAUACCAGGCUUAAUGGUUAAUGAACUUUGGAACAAACUACCUUGGGCCCACUUCGACAAAUUUUUCAUAUAUCAGUUUUUUGUAACUUUUCUUGUAAAUAACAUUGCCUUAUCUCGCUUUUACCCAAAUGCCGUUUUCAAAAAAUGUUAAGAAAAAAUUUGAUUGAUGAAAUUUUGGGAAAGUGGGUCCUGUUUUUGAAUGUGUCAGUGUGAAGAGGCCAGUGCAUGCAUUUCAAAAGAGUUGCAGGUAGGUUGUCCUAGUUAUUUGCAUGAGGUAGGUGCAAGUGUGCAGUCGGUGUUGCUAGUGCUAUGUUUACUAAGAGCAGUGCCUCUCCGAUAUGUUAUUUUACUUUGUCAAUUCAGGUACAUUCCUUUGUGCAUCUACAUGUAUGAUGAUAUAUUGAUCAGCUGUACACUGAAGGUUGGUUUUUAUUAACAGUUUAUUCUUCUAUAAAAUGACCUGUGUAUCUUGACAUGCCAUUAAAGGGCCUGUUUUGUGAAGCUGUUUUCUUUCGCACAUAGCAUAACUUCCAUGAUAACACAUAGCGAAGACACACGUCUCUUUGGUUGACAGGGAUGGGGCUCCAGCAGGCUACUAAGAAGCUUUAAUACAUGUAUCUUCAGCUUGCACAUGAUGCAAUGCCCAUGGCAACAAAUUUUAAAAAGGCGAAAAAAUGUAAUAAGCCAAAUUAAAAUAAGCAGUGGUGGUGAUAAUCUUUAAUACUUGUCCUAGUGUACUUUAGAUGUACUUAGUCGCUUAUAACUUAAGAGUGAUAUCCUCCACUCUUCCCCACCACCCCCACCUGCAUGCCCACUCAGUGAAAUCUAGAUUCCUGCUUCCUGAUAAUCAGUUUCCGCAUACUCUUUAGUCAGUUACUAGAGAUUUAUGGCAAACAGUCUGUCAGCGCAAAUCCAAUUGAAUUGUUGCCAUUAUUUCAGGUUAGGCCAAGUAUUACCUUUCACAAAACAUCACCUUUGUCGGAACAAUUGUUACUGUUCAAAACUGGUAAUAAAGUUCCAGAACUUUAUUAAGUGGGUCACAUCAUAAUUUUGUGAAACUUUAGAAUAAUUUUAACACUAUACAUACACUGUACUAUAUAUAUAGGUAGUAGAUAUUUACUUAAAGUAAAGUUUGAGCUAUUGUAGGUAAAUAUGCAUAAUUUCAUUUGAUUAGCGAAUAUGGAUUUUUUGGACAGAAAUCUACAAUUACAAUAAUCUCUUUGAAGAACUGAACACUAGCAUGAAUUUGUAGAAACUGAAUUUCUAUGAUGUAUUGGUAUGACACUGGUAUAACUUCCAAUGAUCCUGGCUAGAUACCUUGUUAUGUUGGAGCAUUUAGUAUAUGUAAGUCUGUUCUACAUAUUCCUAUUGGUGUUGUACAUGUCCAUCAGUUGGAUAAAAAUUUAGUUCUUCAAAAGUGAAAAUUACUUACAGAAAUUACAAAAUAUUUUGAAAGAAAAAAAAAGAGAUUUAUCUUUCAUAUUAUAUAUUUCCCUGCAGCAAAGUUGGUGAAAUGGAAUAUUGUAGAGUUUCUUGCAUAAAUGUUAUAACAUUCUCUGUUGUAUUCUAGCUUUAUUGAGUCCAUUGUAUUUUCUGUGAAGGAAAGGUAGAGUCAAGGAAAGUUCUAGGCCUUUGGUUAAAUGUUCUCACAAUAAAGAAAUGUGAUGGAUUAAGAUUGGUUAGUGUCCGUCAUGUAAGUAACCACAAAAUAGUUUAGUGAAUGAAUUAUAUUAGAGUAUCUCUUGAUGUCAUUGUAUUCUAAGGUCUAUAAUCUUUAGAUAUUUAACUGCUGUAUGUUUACCAGAGUGUAGCUUAUUGGUUGUUCUCUGUGCAUGUGUGUCUUUUCUGUGUUACAACUGUAAAGUUCUUUGGCCCUUUUUGUGAAGCAUUCCUCGCAAAAGGUUUC
This is a messenger RNA of Liolophura sinensis, 8547 nucleotides long. Its product is annotated as Golgi-specific brefeldin A-resistance guanine nucleotide exchange factor 1-like. Gene Ontology annotation, biological process: regulation of ARF protein signal transduction. NCBI's taxonomy places the organism in Eukaryota, Metazoa, Mollusca, Polyplacophora, Chitonida, Chitonidae. Gene Ontology annotation, molecular function: guanyl-nucleotide exchange factor activity. The record is from RefSeq and is a predicted model, not a curated record.